AUUUCUCGAGUUAACUUAUUACAUAAUUAGAAUGGUAAUUGAAAAUCAUGAUAAUGAUUUAAUAGAUUUAGGAGCCUUAGAUUAAUCCUUAGUUGGGACCUGUUAUUGCAAAAUAAUUGUAAAUUAUUAUUAAAUAACCUAUUGAUGGUAAAAAUUAAAAUAUAUAGCAUUAGGAGUACAUGUGAUAUUUAAUGAACAAGAUGUUUUUGAUAUUUAAGCAGAUAUCGAAGGUCCAGGUAAUUAAAAUAGUAAAAGUUUUAGUUGAUACUCCGUUUUAAGGAGGUAUUUUUAGAUGCAAAUUAAUUUUACCACCUUAGUUUCCAUAAGUAGCACCAAAAGGUAUUAUAUACUAAUAUUUUAGGAUUGUUUAAUACUAAAAUAUUUCAUCCAAAUGUAUCAGAAAAAGGAGAAAUAUGUGUUAAUACAUUAAAAAAAGAUUGGAAUCCUCUUUAAUGGUCGUUAAAGAAUAUUUUUGAAGUAAUCAAAUGUCUUUUGAUUGUCCCAUUCCCUGAAAGUUCAUUAAAUGAAGAAGCAGGCAAACUCUUCAUGGAAAAUUAUGAUGAAUAUUUUAAAAGAGCAAAAUUACUUACAGGCAUCUAUGCUAUUAAAUAAGAUGGAAAUGUUUUAAAAGGAAAUAAUUAAGUAAAAAACAUAAAAUAUAUUAAAGAAUGUUAAUGAUGAUGCUGAUAAGAAAAAUAAAUUAACAUAGACACAACAAAAAAAAGAAAACGAUCAAAAAAAAUGGCUGAAAAGAAUAUGAUUACUAAUAAUUAUUUAAAAAGUCAUUUAUAUAUACAUAAUCCCUG
Paramecium sonneborni is the source of this 806-nucleotide messenger RNA. The record is from the annotation of a GenBank genome assembly. Lineage: Eukaryota; Ciliophora; Oligohymenophorea; Peniculida; Parameciidae.